GUGCUUUCGACAGAGGUUUAGCAUAGGGAGCUGGGCUUUUUUCUGAGCCUCCUUGUGUUCUUUCGAAUGCAAGCUCAGCGACAAGGGGACGUGAGCCAUCCCGAAGAGGCAACUCCGGAAAAAUAUCUGCAGCACGGAAAAACAACUACCCGUCGACAAAUCUUGAAAAAAAAGAAGAAAAAGCAAAGCAGAUUCUCCGGGGCUCACGUGACCAAAUUGCAUUUGGUGUCGUGACACGACAGCUGUCUUGUUGUGACGGUGACAUCGCAAGACAAUGGCAGCGGCAGCGGGGAGACAAAGAGAGGGAGAGGGUGAGGCGGGGUGCAGAGGAGGGACGAUAAGGGGAGGCUGGAGAAGAGGAAGGGGUGGAAGAAGUGGGCUCACGCCGUCGUCCAAUCUAAAAGACCUUACUGUACCGAACAUUGGAUCCAAUUUACCCGAAUGCUCACGCUGCUGAGCUUCAACCAGGACAGAACGUGUCUGGCAGCUGCCUCGGCGUCUUCGUUCGCCAUCUACAACUGCGACCCGUUCGACAGCUGCUACAGAUGCGCCCAGCACACGGUGACCAUUGCCGAAAUGUUGUUUUCGACGUCUCUAGUCGCCAUCGUGGAUCCGGCGGUUGGCACGUCGUGUCUGCGGAUUAUCAACACGAAGAAGAACUCCACCAUCUGCGAGUUGGCGUUUCCCUCCCGCAUCGUCAGCGUGAAAAUGAACAGGAAGAGAAUCGUAGUUUUCUUGGCCACCCAGGUGCUUAUCUACGACGUGUCGUGCAUGAAGCUACUGCAGAAAAUAGAGCUGUCCCACCCGUGCGUGGAGGCUAACGGCACUCAGCACAUGGCCUGCGACUUGUCCUCCUCGGACUUGUCCGUCCUUGCAUUCCAGCAGUUUGACCCUCUGGCCUCCUCUGCCGGUGCAAACGGAGCGGGCCAUGCGAAUGGUACUGGCAACGGCGGCACGAACAGCAGCCAUGGUGCAGGUGGAGAACCGUACCGUGAUGGUGCAGAGAGCGACAACUUGGGUUCGCAAAGCGGCAAUGCAGUGAUCUUCGAUGCGUUGAAACUGUCUCCGUUGUGCAUUAUCAAUUGCCAUAAGACAGCACUACAAAUUUUGACGCUUUCGGAGAACGGCGUGCUACUUGCGUCUGCCUCGAAAAAGGGUACCAUUAUUCGCAUAUUCAACACGCAAACGGGUAGCAAGCUCUGCGAGUUCAGAAGAGGCUCCUUGCCCGCAUCCAUCUGCUCUUUGUCGUUUAACUCCAACAACACGAUUCUCGCAUGCUCCUCCACCACAGGGACUGUCCACUUUUUCAGCGUGCCCGACAGCGUCGCACAAUUGGGGGUAUCAAAGGACUUUGCUUCGGCGCCCUUAUCGACUCCACCAACAGCGACCAUGGACAGUUCAGUUAUAGACACUCCUUCGACCACCUCAUCCUCACCAUCCUCGCCAAAUAAAACCGUGCCCGUGAUACCGUCCAAUGAACUGCCGAACUCUUCCUCUCUCACCACAGAGGAGACAGAUGAGGUACAGAAGCUCAUGGCAUCCGUGGAUAACCUUGAAAGAGGGGGCAAGCACACUUCGGCCUUGCAAAAGACUAAAAACUUGACAAGCAUGUUGUGGUCUCAGUCUAAACAGUAUCUUCCAGUUCAGAUAAGCUCUAUGCUCGAACCAAAACGAGAUUACGCUUUUAUAAGGCUCCCGGCAACCGGUGAUUCUAUGAUAGGGCUUCUCGAGAACACUUGCUACAUAGCCACCGCCGAUGGAAUGUUUUUACAGUACAAUAUCCCUUCUCCCUCGGUAGCCGACGCCCUAUCCACAACCAACACUAUCACAAAUUCGCCCAUCGAGUGCAAACUCGUCAAACACCACCAGGUACCUUUGUAAAACUGUUCAUGAGCUUCCCCAUAAUCCCCCCAUAAACCCCGCUGUAAUAUUGCUAUGUACCUGCUAUAGAUUGUACCACUUAUACAUAACUUCAACAACUUCAACUCCA
Pichia membranifaciens NRRL Y-2026 is the source of this 1990-nucleotide messenger RNA. RefSeq lists its product as hypothetical. The transcript has a single exon. The record is from RefSeq and is a predicted model, not a curated record. Gene Ontology annotation, cellular component: cytosol; extrinsic component of membrane; fungal-type vacuole membrane. The coding region runs from base 442 to 1881 and encodes 479 amino acids. NCBI's taxonomy places the organism in Eukaryota, Fungi, Ascomycota, Pichiomycetes, Pichiales, Pichiaceae. Gene Ontology annotation, biological process: nucleophagy; protein localization to phagophore assembly site; protein lipidation. Gene Ontology annotation, molecular function: protein binding; phosphatidylinositol-3-phosphate binding; phosphatidylinositol-3,5-bisphosphate binding.